This is a messenger RNA of Talaromyces rugulosus, 1542 nucleotides long. RefSeq lists its product as uncharacterized. NCBI's taxonomy places the organism in Eukaryota, Fungi, Ascomycota, Eurotiomycetes, Eurotiales, Trichocomaceae. The coding region runs from base 1 to 1542 and encodes 513 amino acids. Gene Ontology annotation, molecular function: protein binding. Gene Ontology annotation, biological process: ribosomal large subunit assembly. Gene Ontology annotation, cellular component: nucleolus. The record is from RefSeq and is a predicted model, not a curated record. The transcript is spliced from 4 exons.
AUGGCGACCAUACUACCACCCGCAAGCAAACGGCAAAAGCGCGAGUUGACCGAGAAAACUCGGGAGCAGCAAGAGAUUGACGUGAUCCCCAGCGAUCUGGGCAGUAUUGUCGUGCAAUUCAUAGACGAAUCGACCGGAAAGCCGACAAAAGGCGAGAUCAAAAUCCCUGUCGCAAACACCACCGUCAAGGAGCUUGAAACUAUUCUGAACAGUAUUCUGGAACAUGAUGAGCACGACCGAGUUCCGUACAGGUUUGCAUACAAACCAGAAAGCGAAGACGGGCAGGCAAUUGAUGUUGUAUCUGAUCUGUACCGUUCCUUGCUUAAAACCGGCUUGAAGACUACCGAAGAUGUGAUUCGUCUCAACUACACACCGCAGGCAGUGUUCCGCGUGAAAGCGGUCUCGCGAUGCUCGGCAGCGAUAGCCGGCCACGGUUCAGCCAUUCUGGCUAUUGCAUUUUCUCCCGUUUCGUCGUCGACAAUGGUUACUGGCAGCGGUGACAACACGGCUAGGAUCUAUGAUUGUGACACAGGCACGCCCGUGGAAACACUCAAGGGACAUACAGACUGGGUAUUGGCUGUCUCCUUUUCGCCGAAUGGGCAAAUUAUUGCCACAGGAAGUAAAGAUAAGACUGUCCGGCUCUGGGCUGCCGCAAAGGGCAAGCCUCUAGGAACACUCAAAGGCCACAGCCGGUGGAUUAACAGCUUGGCAUGGGAGCCGUAUCAUACACAAGAAGAAGGGCGGCCACGACUGGCAUCUGCGUCAAAAGAUACAACGGUGCGUGUUUGGGACGUUGUUAACAAGAAGAUUGAGAUGGUGCUUAGCCACAAAGACUCGGUGACGUGCGUUCGCUGGGGUGGCAUUGGAAAGAUCUAUACCGCUUCUCUUGAUAAAACCGUGCGAGUCUGGUCUGCCAAAGAAGGCACGCUUAUCACGGCACUGAAUGCGCACACGCAUAGAGUCAACCAUCUGGCACUCUCAACUGAUUUCGUGCUUCGCACCGCAUUUCAUGACCACACGCAUAAAGUUCCGGAAACAGAAGCCGAAAAAAUCGAGGUAGCCGAAAAGCGGUUUGAAAAGGCCGCUACUAUCGGGGGAAAAAUCAGCGAGAGACUAGUGUCAGCCAGCGACGACUUUACCAUGUACCUAUGGGAUCCAGAAGCCUCCACGAAACCUGUUGCGCGGAUGUUGGGUCAUCAAAAGGCAGUCAACCAUGUCACUUUCUCUCCGGAUGGGGCUCACAUUGCCAGCGCUUCUUUUGACAACCAUGUCAAGCUAUGGAAUGCACGGGAUGGCAAGUUCAUAAACACACUCCGUGGCCACGUUGCUUCAGUCUACCAGUGCAGUUUUUCGGCGGAUUCUCGACUGCUCGUGAGCGCGUCUCAGGACAGCACAUUGAAGAUCUUUGACGUCCGCACUGGCAAGAUGGUCAUGGACCUUCCUGGCCACGAAGACCAGGUGUUUGCGGUCGACUGGUCGCCAGAUGGCGAGAGAGUCGGUAGUGGAGGCGCGGACAAGAAAGUGAGGAUAUGGAGGCAUUGA